GACACAGCAGUUGCUGUCAGAAAACGAGUGAUUCGAAUUCUAAAAGAAGUUGUACAUCUUCGACCGAAGUUUGAAAAAUCUCCUCAAAUUAUUUAUGUAAUUAUUCAAAGAAUUAAUGAUGAAGAAGGAGUUAAGAAAAUGUGUAUUGAGGUUUUUCAACAGCUUUGGAUGAUUCCAACCCGUGAUGCUGCUAAAUUGGAUGAGAAGGUUCGCCUUCUUGUUGAGACAGCAGUUUUUAGCAUAGGGGAGCAAUCUGAAGAUUAUAUUGGAACAUUAAUUACAUUGUUAGUUAAAAAUUCUCAAGAGCAAGAUAUUAUUAUUGCCUCUAAACAAAUAGUUGACGCUUUAGUAAAUUAUGUUUUGAAUUUAGAGAAAGAGUCUGUUCGAGAUCAAGGAUUGGGUGAAGUAAGUCUAGUUAAAUCAACACAGGAUUACCAGACACGAUUAUCUGCAACAUUAACUAUUCUAUCUUUCUUUGCCAAAGCACGUUCAGAAUUACUGAUAGGCCACAUCGAAGUUUUUAUCCCAUAUUUGUCCAUUUCAAGUUCCUCACCUUUACAAGACCAACUGCUUAGCAAAAUAAUUGAAAUGUUGCAAGAGAUUAUUCCAAUGAUGGACAGUUAUAAUACCUCACAAACACUUAUUCGACAAUUAGAUACACGAUUAAGCGAUAUUGUUAAAGAGGGUGGUUGUACGAAUUUGAUUGACAGCGCUAUAUCCUGUAUGGCUGAAAUUCAAUUAAAGUUUUUACAAAAUGAGGAGCAACCGAGCAUUUGUCGACUUUUCAUCGUUUUUUACAGUUUAAUAUCUCAAAAAACAAAAACCUGAAUUGAAACUUGAUGAACGAAGUAAUAAUUCGACAUCGUCUACGUCUAAUACUGAAGAUAAACUUCGAAUACUAUGCCAGGUACUAUAUUCAAUUGGAUCGAUGUGCCGUUACUUUGAUUUUGAUAUUCUUUUAAAAAAUGAACAACGGGACCUUUUUAUUGAUAUUAAUCCUGCUAGUGAAUCUAACGAACAAGAACACAUAGUUAGAAAUUCUGUUUUUUCAAUUCUUGUU
Messenger RNA from Meloidogyne enterolobii, 1060 nucleotides. The record is from the annotation of a GenBank genome assembly. Lineage: Eukaryota; Metazoa; Nematoda; Chromadorea; Rhabditida; Meloidogynidae.